Molecule: messenger RNA, 3312 nt
Organism: Pteropus alecto (black flying fox)
Lineage: Eukaryota; Metazoa; Chordata; Mammalia; Chiroptera; Pteropodidae
Gene: LMOD1
Product: leiomodin 1
Exons: 3
Coding region: 1209-2732 (507 amino acids)
Biological process (GO): muscle contraction; pointed-end actin filament capping; myofibril assembly
Cellular component (GO): myofibril; striated muscle thin filament
Molecular function (GO): tropomyosin binding; actin binding
Source: RefSeq, a predicted model, not a curated record
ACCCUUUCCGCUCCCCUGCCUCUGCCGAGGACCCCCGAACCAGCCCCGGCUCCCCUCGCUCUCAAGCUGUCCCAAAGGGCCACAAGCCCGGUGGCUGGCGUGUCAUCUGGAGGCCUGUGGAAAUUUUUUGUUCUAUUGGCCUGUGCCCUGGGGCUGUAGGGGACAGCGGUGGAGUGAGCCCGGAGGCAGGAUGCGGGCAGGACGCGGGCAGGGAGCAGCCCGUUGGUCUCGGGUCUCGGCCACUCCCCAGGCAGAGCCGUUGGCCGACUCCCCGCCGUAGGAGGACGCAGCCUGCCGGCCCGGUGCUGCUGCUGGUGCUGCCGGAGCUCGCGGAAGGCCCGGCCGCCCAGGACAGAGCUGCUUCUCCUUUUAAGGCCACGUCUGCGCUCCUGGCAAGGCCCGCCUGGCCAGCGCGCUCUGGGCCCCUGGAGGGAAUGAUGAUUAAUCGGCCCCUCCCCCGCCCUGCUUCCACGAGGUUCUUUUUAAAGGGUUGGCACCGCUCCCCCAGAAGAGGCACGCGGCAGACCCCCAGUGUCAGGGAAGCGCCCCGAGGGCGUGGGGGCUGCUCUGGGGGAGACCCAGGGCUUCUGGGGGCGCUAGGCUGGGCUGGGGUGCGUGGUUCUGUGGGCGGCAGGGGCACGCUGGCCAGGCAGGCCAGCUGGGGAAGGUCAGAGGUCACACUGAGGCGCGAUGCUGGUGGAGGGUCCGACUCGACUCGUCGGCUGGGUUUCGUCCCUGCAACCUGUGCCCACACGGGGCAGGGCAGCGCACAGGGGCUCCGACAAGGACAAGGCCUGCGGUGGGGGCGCGGGGGCGGGCAGCAGUGUCCGCGGGGGGCCUCGCCCAGCUGCUCCUGAGGGGCCGGCGGUGAGACCCUUGAACGUGGGCUGGGGCAGGAAGAGGGCGUCCCCAGCCAGGCUGUGAGCAGGUCUCAGGCGUGUCCUGCAGGGUGACCAUCAGACUGCUCCCCGCUCCUGCUGCAAACCGGCUCUCCUUCUGCCUGUCACAUCCAGCUACAGCCCAGUGAGUGUGAGGGGCUCCCUGCCCCCACUCCGCCAUGCAGCCCCCGGCCGUGGGGCAGGAGGGGGCAAGGGCACAUUCCAAGGGCCUGUCUCACCAGGCUCUGUGCCCCUGGCCGCCCGGCCCGCUGUGAUUCUCGCAGAGGAGCCAAGGACUUCUGCUGCCAAAUAAACCGGGGCUGGUCCCCGAUGGCCUGUGUUUGUUUUCAGGAAAGCAAGCGAGUGGAGACCAAGGCGGACGCCAAGGACGGAGCGGAGAGGAGCAGAGAUGCCAGCACGAAAGCCCCGGGCCCCAGGAAGGGCUCAGAGGCGGGGAGGGAGCCGAGGAGGGGGACCCUGCAGAGAAGCUUCUCGAGGGACAAAGGUGACAUCGACAAAGGCAAAGAUGCGGAGCGGCCCAGGCCCACGGGGGAGAAGGUCGUCGGGGGCAGCGACCGGGGCCGGGGCCAGGCAGCCGUGGACAAGACGGAGGCCGGGAGGGACGUGCGGGGGGACGCGGGGGCCACCCCCAGGAAGGAGGAGGGGGAGAGAGGCAGCGCCAGGAGCACGGGUUUGAGCAGCGACAAGGACAAGGUCAAGGACAAGGUCAAGGUCAAGGACAAGGACAAGGACAACGACAAGGACAAAGACAAGGACAAGGUCAAGGACAACGACAAGGUCAAGGACAAGGUCAAGGACAAGGACAAGGACAAGAAGACAGAGGCCGCCAAGGAGAGGGGCGAGAACAGGGAAGACGAGCAGGCGAAAGGGGGCGCCAGGAGCAGCGAGGCUGGGAAGGGCGCGCCCCCCCAGGAAGGGGGGCCCCCCGCGGCAGAGGGACAGGCGCCCCCGGAGGCGGCCCCCAGCAUCUUUGACGAGACCCUGGAGCAGGUGCGGGCCAACGACCCCACGGUGACGGAGGUGAACGUCAACAACUCGGACUGCAUCACCACCGAGGUGCUGGUGCGCUUCGCCGAGGCCCUGGAGUUCAACAGCGUGGUCAAGGUGUUCGCCCUGGCCAACACGCGGGCGGACGACCACGUGGCCUUCGCCAUCGCCAUCAUGCUCAAGGCCAACCGGAGCAUCACCAGCCUGAACCUGGACUCCAACCGCAUCUCGGGCCAGGGCCUGCUGGCCAUCUUCCGCGCCCUGCUGCACAACGGCACGCUGGCUGAGCUGCGUUUCCACAACCAGCGGCACAUCUGCGGCGGCAAGGCGGAGAUGGAGAUGGCCCGGCUGCUCAGGGACAACACCACCCUGCUCAAGCUCGGCUACCACUUCGAGCUGGCCGGGCCCCGCAUGGCCGUCACCAACCUGCUCAGCCGCAACAUGGACCGGCAGCGCCAGAGGCGCCUGCAGGAGCAGCGGCGGGCGCAGGAGGCCGCCGCGGAGAAGGGGGCUCUGCCGGAGGUGGCGGCGGCUGGCACCCGGGCCCAGGGCGCCCCCCGGCCCGCCCCCCAGCCGUCUCCCAAGGCCUCGCCCAAGAACUCGCCUGGGAAAGGGGGCGCCCCAGCGGCCCCACCGCCCCCCCCUCCUCCCCUGGCCCCUCCCCUGGCCCCUCCCCUGGCCGUGGAGAACCUGAGGAACUCGCUGUCACCCGCCACCCAGAGGAAGAUGGGGGACAGAGCCCUCCCUGCCCAGGAGAAGAACUCCCGUGACCAGCUGCUGGCCGCCAUCCGCUCCAGCAACCUGAAGCAGCUCAAGAAGGUGGCAGUGCCCAAGCUGCUCCAGUAGGACCAGGUGGCCAGGCACCGUCCUCCAGGGCUGCCCCGCCCCAGCUGCCCCGCUGCGACAUCCCCGCUCUGCCGUGGAGCACCUGGAGGGCGGCUCUCCGGCCUUCCCUUUCCGGUCUGAGAACUCCAGACGUGUCUUUUCUAUCUGGAGCUGAAGAAUCUGGACAAGUCACUGAGAAGGCGGCAAGCCUGGGGCCCACGCAGCUGGCAGGCUGCCAAAGGCCUGUGGUCCAGGACAGAUGUCCCACGGGGCCCACGUCACCAGCCCAGCCCACCGCCCUUGGGGCCAGGAUCCGGGCCUCUGAGGAGCCCUGGGGCAACGCUGCUGGGCUGGUGGCAGAUCGCGAGGGCCCACGGUAGGGGGACGGGAUGGGCUGAUGACACCCCACCUCCCUCGGAGAGGGCGUGGCAGGGGCAGCUGCCUGGACAGGGAGUGGGCUCUGGACGGGGGAGGGACACACAGCAGCCGGACCUGAAGUUCUGACGCCAAAGCAGACACUUUCCUCACGCUCCCUGCUGAUGUAUAAAUGGCUGUUUGUUUUUCCGUAAGAUUUUGAUAAUAUAUGAAGCCUUCAACUAUG